AUGACGCCACGAAUCCCUGCUGUGCAAUCUACAGUAUCUCGCAUGCUUCCUAUCAUGCUUCCAGCCAGCGGGCUAGUAGCAGCCAUAUCCUUCUCCUAUGCAACUCGCCACGUCGAAGCCGUCCCUCUCCUCCCAUCAGACCCGAUCAUUCAAUCAAAAUUCCACAAGCAGUUCAACACGAAUAACAACCCCACCGUCCACGACCUAUUUAUCCGAAAGGUCCCUGUCUCCGACAUCAACCCCUCGCUCUUGAACCGACCUGGUGCACUGAUCGAGAGAUUUAGCCGCGGUGUCUGGGCUAGUCCUGCAUUCACGGUCCACCGUGCCAUACUCUCCGCUAGAUUGACCGACGAUGAGCACACGCCCGGCCAGCUCUGGUCUCGACACGAGCUACUGAGGUCGAAGUAUUACACGGGCACCGUGAUUACGAAUGAGUUUAUUGUAUUGUCAAAGUCCAAAAACUCGAUCCUCAUUCGUGGUGGUGACAACGUGUCGAAGACGAAGGAACGUCCUAUAGACGGAUUGAUUGAAUUAUCCGUCCAACUGAAGCCAGAAGAAAACUCGGUUGAAUUUGGGUUCAAGUUAUGUUUCUUUCGGGCAGACUUGAAGAUUGAUCAGCCUCCAUGGUCACCUCCCAUGACGUGGCUUCAUGAGCAGUAUGCCAGGGCGCUAUUGGAGUCGGGCGUGCGACACGUUCUUCGCGAGGACGUGGACGAUGGUGGACGUGUCGAAGAUGCGGGUGCAAUAGUGGGAAAAACGCCAAUUACCCCGAUGUUGUGA
Messenger RNA from Penicillium bovifimosum, 780 nucleotides. RefSeq lists its product as uncharacterized. The record is from RefSeq and is a predicted model, not a curated record. Lineage: Eukaryota; Fungi; Ascomycota; Eurotiomycetes; Eurotiales; Aspergillaceae. The transcript has 2 exons. Bases 1 to 780 code for a protein of 259 amino acids.